Microthlaspi erraticum is the source of this 441-nucleotide messenger RNA. The record is from the annotation of a GenBank genome assembly. NCBI's taxonomy places the organism in Eukaryota, Viridiplantae, Streptophyta, Magnoliopsida, Brassicales, Brassicaceae.
AUGUUGUAUGGGAUGGGAGGCAAAAUCUUUUAUGAAACCAACACUGAGCUGUUGAGUGGAGCAAGCACGUUUCAGUCAACAAGUAGUGUAAACGUGGAACAACCUCCAAACGCACAAGCACCAGCUCCUAUUAUAGACCUUCUCAAGUUCAUCAAGUAUCUGCUUUCUGCAUAUGUGGGAGCCAAAUAUGCAAAGAAGUUGAGUAUCUUAGGUUAUGAUGCAGGUCUUAUUGACGCCAUAAACCUAUGUGUAUGCGAAGAUAAAAGGAGAAGCGAUAUCCCGGAACAUCAGUGGAACAAAUAUGCAUCUCUUCUAGGCGAUGAGUGCGAAGAGCGUUUAACAGAAGACUCUGAAGGUUCUCUUAAACACGCCUAUUCUUGUGUGCAGUGCGAGAUGUUCUUGAAGGAGCAGCGCAUCCGGCAUUUGAUUUCGCCGAUCUAG